This is a messenger RNA of Diaporthe citri, 546 nucleotides long. RefSeq lists its product as uncharacterized. Lineage: Eukaryota; Fungi; Ascomycota; Sordariomycetes; Diaporthales; Diaporthaceae. The record is from RefSeq and is a predicted model, not a curated record. Bases 1 to 546 code for a protein of 181 amino acids. The transcript is spliced from 3 exons.
AUGGGUGGGCGUACCUCAGCACUGGGUACUCUAGCGCUGAUCAGCUGGCAUGUUUACCUCCUGUUGGCAGCCGCAUCAGCCUACUACAGCCAUCACCAUCACGGAGCCCCAGCAGGGCGCCAAGCUCGACUUCAGCGGCAGCAACACCAUCUCCUGGACCUCGUGGACACCGACCCCGUCUCCUUCGAGAUCGUCCUCGUGUCGCCAAACAACUCCACGAUCGCUCAGUCUGUCAUCACAGACUCCGUCAACACGGCGGAGAACAAGUACACCUUCUCGAACUUCGUCGCCCCCGUUGGCGAUAACUACCAGUUCAACUUCAUCGGCAACGUCGGCACGAACAAUGGCAUCAUCAGUCAGUCUCAGUCGUUCGCUGUGACCAAAUCUGGGGUUGCAUCCACUACUACAUCUGCAGCUGGCUCAACUGCCACUGGCACUGGGGCCGCAGCAAGUGCUUCCUCUUCUGAUACCAGCUCAGCGAGCGCUUUUGGCGUGACCUUCGGCAUUGCUGGGCCCGUUGUCGUUGCCCUCAGCAUGCUGCUGUAG